AUGCAGGAUCCAGAGGCUAUUAUCCGGGAAUAUCGCCAUGAUAAAUCGCGACCCCGUCAGGCAGAAGCCUUGAAGAUAUUACAACAAAUAGCUUCGAUGGUCAAGCCUAUCAUGCGGCAGCAUUCGUGCUCUAUGCGAAUUCUACCAAGAAAUGCCAACUUGCUCGGGAUGAAUGACUCCCGUGGAUACAUCUACCUUCGGCUACGAUACGCAAGAGAUCCAGAGCAAUUUCUUCCUUUUGAAGAGAUUGCAGACACUAUGUUACAUGAACUUUGCCAUAUCCCUAUCAAACCUCACAACAAAGCUUUCCAUAACCUGUGGAAUCAGCUUCGGGAUGAACACGUAGAGCUCGCCAUGAAGGGGUUCACUGGGGGGAACUUCCUCUCCGAAGGAAGACGCCUCGGUGGGUCCCGGAUUCCUAUGGACGAAGCUCGUCGUCAAGCCCGCGCUGCUGCCGAGAGAGAGAAGUGGCCUGAUGGCAAAAUCCGGACAACGAUUGGGUGGAGCCGCAGCCCCGAGGGGCGUCGGUUCGACGAAGAGGUCUUGAACGGGUGUGCCUCUGGGACACAUGGAGGAGCUGCCCUCGCUGAAGAGGCUUCAAGAAACGGGUUUCGUACCCAAGCAGAAGAAGACGACGCGAACGAACAGGCGAUAAUGCAGGCUUUCAUUGAAUUGAUUCAGGAGGAAGAGCGGGAAAAGUAUGGAUCUGCAUACGUGCCUCCCAGCGAGCAAAAUCCGGCCGGGCCGCAUCAAAAUAUAACGUCUGAAUCUCCUUCCGAAGGAAGCAGCUCAAAAUCUUCAGGGCGGAAGACAUCCUCCUCAAAAGCCCCCGGUACCUUCCAAAAACCCGAAUAA
Messenger RNA from Penicillium chermesinum, 855 nucleotides. RefSeq names its product metalloendopeptidase WSS1. The transcript has 4 exons. NCBI's taxonomy places the organism in Eukaryota, Fungi, Ascomycota, Eurotiomycetes, Eurotiales, Aspergillaceae. The record is from RefSeq and is a predicted model, not a curated record. Bases 1 to 855 code for a protein of 284 amino acids.